Molecule: messenger RNA, 357 nt
Organism: Pipistrellus nathusii (Nathusius's pipistrelle)
Lineage: Eukaryota; Metazoa; Chordata; Mammalia; Chiroptera; Vespertilionidae
Source: the annotation of a GenBank genome assembly
AUGUCCUCGGUGUCACCUUUUGGCACCGUGUCAGAGUUCUUAUUUGCAGGUUACAGCAAAUCUGGCUGGGGAGGAAGUAUGUUUCUUAAAGGGUAUUGGCUAAGUCACAUGGUCACCAGGUGUGGCACUUCCCCAUGUCACUCCUGGGUGCUCCCGGGCUUACACCCUGGGGCUGACACCACAGAUGCCCCCACAGCAGCCACCUUCUCUAGGAUCAUUGCCUCUGCUCUUUUGGAAACUAAUUACAGAGGCUGCAACUUGUCACCAGAGUGGAUUUCAACCGCCACUAGCUGUCAAUUCAGUCUCAGGCAGGUGUCUUGCCUCAGCUCGGGUGGAAGAGGACAGGUUGUUAGCUGA